GACACCUGGGUUCUAGCCCUACCUAGUGAAGUCUUGGCCACCCCUGCCUUGGACGGUUUUCAUGAAGGAACCGGAGUAUUCUAGGUCGUUGAAUCCCCAACAAAUCGGGCAGCCGGGAGGGCUAACGUUACCCCUACCCUUCCACCAAGAAGUCUCGCCUACCUCCCGCCCUAUCAUGGCAUUUUCCGUGCGCAUCUAAUGUUGCAGUUUGCUGUCCCUUCUCCUGGCUAAGUGACACGGCAGCAUACCUAGCUCAUUCAUCAUGACCCAGAGUUAUAUGAUCCCGUGGGUUUAUGACUUCGGGAUAUGGAUUUUCGCGUGUUGUCUAGAUAUUUUCUUCCGUGAAAUUUAUUCCCGGGGAGCAUGGCGGAUCCCUAAGAGCGGCCCGGUGAUCAUAGUCGCCGCGCCGCAUGCCAACCAAUUCGUCGAUUCCGCUGUGUUAAUGCGCAACAUGAGACGCUAUGCUGGACGCCGCACAUCUUUUCUCACGGCGGACAAAACUAUGCGCGACCCAUACAUUGGGAGGAUGACUCGUCUUAUGGGGGCUGUAUCUGUGGUCAGGGCAAUGGACCUUGUCAAGCCUGCUGAGGGCACGAUUUGCCUGCCCCAUCCGGAAAAUGACCCAACUCUGGUCCGCGGGAAAGGAACGAACUUCACCAACGGAGAGUUCAUGGAAGGGGGCUUAAUUGUUUUACCUAGGGUGGGGAGAACGAAUGUCGAACAGCAAGCAAUUGCUGAAAUCCUGGGGCCGCAAGAACUGCGGCUCCGCAGACCAUUCAAAGAUUUUGAUAAGGACCACCCGCUCUACGAUGGAUUGCGCAAUGGGACCCCGUUUAAAGUCGCGCCGUUUGUGGACCAAAGCCAGAUGUUCGAUUCAGUGUAUCGCGAACUUUGCAACGGCGGUUGUGUUGGCAUCUUUCCCGAGGGAGGAAGUCAUGACCGCCCUAAUUUGCUUCCAUUGAAAGCUGGCGUGGCUAUAAUUGCCCUAGGUACUCUAGCACGAGAUCCUGACUGCGGCCUCUCUAUAAUCCCCUGUGGCAUGAAUUACUUCCAUCCAAAUAAAUUCCGGUCCCGUGCUGUUAUAGAGUUUGGUAACCCCGUUCAGGUUCACCCAGAUCAAAUUGAAGCUUUCAAGGCCGGAGGACAGCUCAAACGUAACGCUGUGGGAUCAUUGCUGGAAACAAUUAACGACGCACUUGCUGCUGUCACUCAACUAGCUCCGGAUCAUGACACCCUUAUGGCCAUUCAAGCUACGAGAAGACUAUAUAGGCCUCUACGAAUGAAGCUCCCUUUACCCGUUGUUGUUGAACUUAACCGGAACCUUCUUAAAGGCUAUACGCGGUUUAAGGACGAGCCUAAAGUUCUUCAGUUAAAAAAGGCUGUAUCAGACUACAAUGAUCGGCUGAAGGCAUUAGGUAUUCGGGAUCACCAAGUCGAGUGGGGAGAUGUAGAGCAACGGCCGUGGUGGGUAGUGUUUGGCACUCUGCUUCGGCGUAUCGGUGAAUUUCUCGCACUGGCAGUGGGAACUCUACCGUCAAUUGCUUUAUUCUGGCCGGUUUUCAUCAUUACGAAGAUCGUGUCUGUCAGAAAACAGCGUAAAGCGCUAGCAGUUUCCGUUGUUAAGCUAGAAGCACGCGAUGUUGUCGGAAGUUGGAAGAUUAUUGUGGCGAUGGUGCUAGCACCGGCUUUGUACACCUUUUAUACCGCUAUAGCCACGGUUUGGUUGCGUUAUUGUCGCCACGAUGGGCAUUACUGUUCUGCUGUGUCUUGGUGGAUUAAUCCGAGGAAUUAUAUCCCUGAUAUUAUGCCGUUGUCGCUUUUUUCGAUAUUGUUCUUCGGACUCAUGAUUUUCGUCUCCCUUGCCGGGCUACGCAUUGGCGAGAUAGGCGCUGACGUGCUCAAGUCUCUACCACCACUACUAGUCGCUUUAAAGCCCAGAUCAGCUACUUCAUUGGCUCAGUUGCGAGCUGAGCGUCAAGCGCUGGCUGCUCAAGUUGUUGAGGUAAUUGACACGUUCGGACCUGAAAUCCUACCGGAUUUCGAAUCGGAAAAGCUUGUACAUGAGGGCCCUAAUGGCGAUUCUUAUCUAUCUCGACUAAAGAGCAUGCCCCCUAGCCAUGCAAGUAGCAGGAGCAGGAGCCAAAGCCGCGGCAGUGGAAGGCGGUCCAGCAGCUUUGGUUCCUUUCUCCACGAUACUCUGAUAAAACCGCUGUCUACCAUAUCGAACGAAAAUUUGGUUGAGGUGAACAGGCGGAUCACGGACUCUGAGCAGAAGAAACGUGGACCGUGCUCUAGAAGAGAGGCCGAUUCGGACGAUGAUGAUGUCGUCAUGGUUAACGGUCCUUCCUCCAUUAUGACCGGUGGAGCUGAAGAUAAGAAAUCACGAUGACGACGAUGGUUAGGAUGAUAACAAUGGCUUCAAUCCAAGAGAUCUAUCCGGAAGGGUAUAUGGAUUUCUAAGCCGUAAGAUUCCGUUGGAAUCAAGCAUUGUGCUGACGCUUGUCCACGAAAUAUCAAACAAGCAUACAUAGAACAAGCCUUCGUUAAGAGGGCCACUAAGGGAUGGGACGCUACCGCGAAUAAUGUAUAUAAUUUUAUAUAAUUGUAGAUGCCCGUGGAUGAAAUUUCUAUGGCCAAAGGGUAGAUAUAGUGGCGGAUGUCCUAUAAAUAUAAAGACAUUGUUCAAUUAUCUUUGUACAUCUAUAUCACAGGCGGAAAAUGCUCAGGGGACAAUAGCUGUGGAUGGAUGCCAUCAAGGGGCUCAUGUGACCUCACCCUAACUACCUAGGUAUCACUGGACUUCCACGCAGAAUGUUGC
Molecule: messenger RNA, 2818 nt
Organism: Blastomyces gilchristii SLH14081
Lineage: Eukaryota; Fungi; Ascomycota; Eurotiomycetes; Onygenales; Ajellomycetaceae
Product: acetyltransferase
Exons: 1
Coding region: 263-2389 (708 amino acids)
Biological process (GO): phospholipid biosynthetic process
Cellular component (GO): endoplasmic reticulum membrane
Molecular function (GO): glycerone-phosphate O-acyltransferase activity; glycerol-3-phosphate O-acyltransferase activity
Source: RefSeq, a predicted model, not a curated record